AUGGUAGAAACAGGAGAUAGUGAGCUGAAAAACGCUUUACCGUAUCUCAUCAUCUUGCUUUUGAUCACAAUCUCUGUGAUACCAUUGAUGAGUAGUCAUUUGGAAGAACGGCGAAAGGAAAGCCUCAAACGAGCCGAGAAAGCGCCAUGGAUUGAUCAGAUGCCGAAUGCUUUGCCACUGCUGGAGGUCAACAAAUACUACACAAUCAGUCCCAACUUCUCAUCACUCAGAAAACUUAAUGACACACUGCGAAAUUUCAAUCAAGCCUACAAAUUUCCAGUGAACGAAACCAUCGAGGACCAGGAGGCAAAUAUGUUUUUGGAAGUGCACGUCACACAAAUGGAUAACAACGUUACAAGAAUGGUAAGAUCACUGUACUUAUCACCCAUUGCCUCACGAAUACUUCCAUUUGUUUCAAAAUCGCCCCAGUCAAGUAAUAGUGAAUUUGCGCUGUCGGUGUUGGUUUUCAGAGCUUCAGUAACCCUCAUUAGUUAG
Molecule: messenger RNA, 495 nt
Organism: Haemonchus placei
Lineage: Eukaryota; Metazoa; Nematoda; Chromadorea; Rhabditida; Trichostrongylidae
Source: the annotation of a GenBank genome assembly